UACCUUGCUCCUGAACUGGGUGUAGAUGUUUUGAAUUGGCAUUAUACAGAAAGUGGUCAUGGCAAAGGUGCACCAGAUGGGGUAGGAGGCUGCCUAAAGAGAAUUGCCGAUUCACUAGUGGGUAGAGGUAAAGAUUUGCAUAACUUUAAUACAUUCGCUGAUGAACUUACUGUUAAUUCCAAAAAAAUAAAUGUGAUUAAAAUUGCUUCAAAAUGUAUUGAAAAUAUCGAUAAGCUAUUGCCUAGAAAUAUAGCAGCUUUUAAAGGUACCAUGCGCAUACACCAAAUAACUUGGACGAAAGAAGAUCCAUUUAUUCUGCAAGCUAGGCAUCUAAGCUGUUUAUUGUGCAGCCCUGGAGAAUGGUGUACACAUUAUGGCAUCGGAGUAAUAAAUUUGCCCGUUAAUUACAGCAGAAACAUCGAACGCCACAUAAAAAUCAAACAAGUGUACUCUGACUGUGAUUCUUUUAGUGAUACAAGUGAUGAGAACUUUUUUGGCUCUGUUGCAGAAAUUUCAAUUAGUAAAAUAACAACACAAAUAAGUCCAAAUAGCUACAUUGUUGUAAAGUUUGCCAUAAAAAAGUCAUUUAAAUAUUUUAUUGCACUGGUUCUGUCCUGUGACAGUACAGAUGAGUACACUGUAAAAUUUAUGAAAAAGUGUACAGCUAAUAAGUUUGUAUUUCCUGCAGCAGAUGACAUUGCUGAAGUAAAUGCAGAUGAUAUUGUAGAUGCGUUGAGUCAGCCGAUAAUGAAUAAGCGUGAACAAUACAUUUUCAAAGAUAAUUUAGAUACAUUCGUCAAUUUGUGUUAA
Messenger RNA from Parasteatoda tepidariorum (common house spider), 810 nucleotides. Lineage: Eukaryota; Metazoa; Arthropoda; Arachnida; Araneae; Theridiidae. The record is from RefSeq and is a predicted model, not a curated record.